UCCACGCGGCCAAACCUCGAGGAUGCGUGUCUGGAAGAAUAUACAUAUUUUGACAGUAACCCUAUCAAAAAUAUUACAAUCGAUAUAAAUUAAUUCUCGUCGACUCUGUGACUGUAGGAAUGCACCAAGUAAUUAUUGUUCCGUGUUCGUUUAAUUUAUAUAUAGUUACGUUCUUCGAAGUGAACUGAUUUAUGCCGAUCGUCGAUUCAAAAUCACAAAAAAAUUCUUCCAAGAUUUUUGAAACGUGUAUCAUUUAAGGAAAUUGAUACGACUGUGUGAGAAAUUUGAAUGAAUUUGUAAUUUCGGGGGUUUAAGUCGCGAAAGUUUAAUGACGAAUGUCCGCGUUCCCAUCUCCCAUUUCCUUUCGAAAAUAUUCGUGUUUCGAGAAACGAUCCUUAUUUCUCAGAAAUGGGAACUCAAGGAAACUGAUCUCGGCUUUUGAAAUAGUUUUAGAAGCUACGAGAUCGCGAUUUGUUUGAUCCUUUAUGCCGUUCUAAAUCUUAAUCUACGAGUAGUUUCUCUUAUAAGGUUAUACACGAGAACACGAGUAACCAACGAGUAAUAAUCGAGAAAUAUCGUUAUACGAGACGAAGAGGAAUCGUUUUCGAAAUUACCUGCAUACCGGCGAGAACCAGUUCCAAGCAAAACGGGAUAGGAUUUCAGAUUCUCACUGAUCGUUCUAGAUUCUAGAUUACUUGUAAACACAGCGUGGCCACAGAAUCCGCGUGACUCGCACGAGAGGAAAAGAAACGCGUAAUUUGAAUCCAUUAAAAAGAUCGAAAGAUGGAAGGUACUGCGACGACAUCUCGCGGUACAACUUCACGCGCGAAUAGGCAAUAACGAACUACAUGCGUUAAAACUGAUACUUUAGUCAAAUAAUUCGAACUGUUAAUGAAUAAAUAGUUUCUAUGAAUACGUGUAUGUUACAUCCGCGAUUUCGAUUGUUUUUGUAGAAAACUUCGAAGUUCUAGAAUUUGAUACGUUGGAGUUAAACUUGCAACGAUCGGUUGCCACUUGAACACUCACGAUAACCCACUUGAUUCUUAAUGAAACCAUUCAACGAUCCCACUCAUAGAUUCAUAUCUUGGUCGAGGAUUCGACCAUGCUUUUCUCUAUGAUAAAACGAGAACGGUUCGACUGUCGAUUUUAUUAGUUGGACCUUUACCAAUUUGAAAUUUAAGACGACGUCGUGCCACCUCCAGUUCCGAAUGCUAACUGCCUGAUGUUGGACACGAGGCGUAAUUGUCGCACAAAUCGCUUCAAUAUAUCGAUUAUCGGGUAUCGUUCGAUUCGGUUAAAGAAUCUCGCGGUGAUUUCCCAGUGCUGUGAAUACCAUGAGUAACAUUGACGUUCGAAUCUCCGUUGGUGCAGUGAAAAGAUCGAAGAAAAGUAUGAUAUUGUGAACGAAGAAUUGUGCCAUGACGAAAGAGAACAUGAGCAAGAAGGAAAUUGAAGAACUGGAGACGAGAAUUGUAAAGAACUUGCCAAAAAAUGUAGGUAGAGAAGACGAGGGAGCAGGUCAAAUAAAACCUACAGCACGAUCCCUGAACGCCAAAGUAGCGCAACCGGUCGUAAAGCGAGAUCUGAAGAAUCCAUAAACUGACUGAGCUACGAAAAUCGCCCUCCCCGCUAGCGCCACUCUGCCGACGCCGCUGCCCCCGAAUAAACGUCCACCACCAUCGUGAUCGCGUCUCCCCUUCGUGCUUCCUAGUCCUAAUUCGAUUCGCAAGCAACGCCAAGGACGGCCGCCUUUUCCGAAACGUGUCACGCUAACCUUCGCCAAUUUUCAUGUACACGUAACACGCGUAUAGUAUCGGCGCAGUAAAAUUCUGGCUCAGUUUUAUCUCGUCCUGUAACCGUUCGAAGCGCUGGUGAACGGUGAGCCGUGAUUUGAAAGAGUAAUUAUGCGGAAUAGAAGACAAAGCGGAGAAUCGCGAGUGAAGAGAAUCGCGAGGCGUUGUUCGUUCGUGGACAAAGUGCCCUAGUUCAAUGAUGACUCGGUGUCUGUGAGACGUGAUCUGUCGUUUGUCAGAGGACAGGUCGAUGACGUUAGAACACGAAUGUACACUGAUCAACGGGAUAACCCUCUGUUGAUAAAAAUUGCCGACGACAUGGAGGGAAACCUGACAAGCUCCUGGACGAGCAACUUAACUGCGAUGCUGUACCAGCUGCCUUGUAACGAUAGCUUCCUUGGAUGCAUCGAGGAGUGUAUGGUUGGCUCAUCAGAAUUCGAUCAUAUGUGCACCGUGGAAAAGGGAACCUUCACGUCAUCGAUGACACUGUUCUGUAAGCCCUGCGAUUACUCCAACUGCGAUGUGAACGUGUCGUUGGUUCUCAGCGGCCUGGAAAGCAUCGAGGGUGUCUUUUUGUCCAGGUUACCGAAAUUCAGAGACUGCAAUGAGACGAAUUUCGAUGAUCAGAUUUUGGAAUGCACGCCAGCGGAGAAUGUAACGACAGACAACCUGACGAUCUCUUGUUCGCACAGAACAAAAUUAAGUUCGACGACGAGGGGCCGCCGUUUCGACUGGAGCUUUCUCUUCGUUGCGGUAUUCAUCGUGGCGGGUGGCUUGGGGAACAUAUUGGUCUGCCUGGCUGUGGGACUCGACAGAAGACUACACAAUGUCACCAAUUACUUCCUUUUGUCUCUCGCCGUGGCCGAUUUACUCGUUAGCCUGUUCGUAAUGCCCUUAGGCGCGAUACCGGGAUUCUUGGGAUACUGGCCAUUUGGUGUACUCUGGUGUAACGUGUAUGUGACGUGCGAUGUGCUAGCGUGUUCCGCGAGCAUAAUGCACAUGUGCUUCAUCUCACUGGGCCGGUAUCUGGGCAUCCGAAACCCGUUGAGGACACGGCACACGUCCACCAAGCGGAUGGUCGGCUUCAAGAUCGCGGCCGUGUGGUUGCUCGCCAUGUUGGUCUCUAGUUCCAUCACAGUUUUAGGUAUAAUAAAUCCCUCGAAUAUCAUGCCUCGACCAGGGACGUGCGUGAUUAACAACAGGGCGUUCUUCGUGUUCGGUUCUCUGAUCGCCUUUUACAUUCCCAUGAUCGUCAUGGUAGCCACGUAUAUACUGACGGUGCAGCUGCUCAGACAGAAGGCUCGUUUCGUUGCGGAACAUCCUGAACGGGAUCAAUUUCGAAGGUUGGGAGGCAGAUAUUUUUCGACGAAGGCUUCCUCGACUACUUCAACUACGGAAACCAGCACAUCGUCGUCGUCGACGCGAUACACGUGGAGAACUUCCGGCGGUGUCGCAAGCGAAAGGUGCAAGGGCGCGAGGUCCAGCAAAUCCCAACCGCAGCUGAAUUUCGCCGUGAACGGCGCCAGCAACCCGACCGGAAGUACGGCCGGGACGAAACUGAGGUCGAAAGUGGAUCAGGCUACACAAACGCCGGAGAACAUAGCCCGUGAAACAAGGAACUUCACUUUGAGGGCCCUCAAGUUGCAGUUGAACGUCACUCCCAACACCCUAAAUCUCAGGUUCCUCGCGGGACGAACGAAGAGAAGAUCGUUAGCUGCGAACGCCGUGGCAACGGAACAAAAAGCCAGCAAAGUGUUGGGUCUGGUUUUCUUCACGUUCGUGCUGUGCUGGGCGCCAUUCUUCCUUUUGAAUAUUUUCUUCGCGGCCUGCCCCGAGUGCUCGGUGCCGGUACACGUGGUCGACACGUGUCUGUGGCUCGGUUACGUGUCCUCCACCAUCAAUCCGGUGAUCUACACGAUAUUCAAUAGAACGUUCAGGGCUGCGUUCAUCAGAUUGCUGAAGUGCAAGUGUUCCAGGUCAGCAAGGCCGGCGAGAUAUCGUUCGGUGACGGAAGGUGGACGCAACGCGAUGAGCCUGUGCACCCCGACCGCGCUUCCAUUGGUCAUUAGUCUUCAGGGUACGCCGUUGUUGACGCCGACACCGAAUCCGACGGCCACACCGGCCUCAGGAAGCUCCUACGUGACGAUGAUGCAUCGCACGCCAACGUCCCUUUACCGUGACAGUUUCCAUCAGCAUGAACACGAUCAGAAUUGUUGAGGAGAACCAAGUGUUCCAGGAAAUGCGAUCGAUGCCACGUGGAACACUCGAACGCCUAUGAUUCUUUUAUCGAUGGAUUUCUUCUUGGUCCGUGCUUUAUAGAACAAUUUCGUCAGGAUUUGAUCGACAAAUUUUGGCGCGAUCCUAACUGUCGGAUAAAUUUCUUCGGUAAAACUAUCGUCAACUUGAAACAAUUUUCUAAUUCGAUACCUGCAGAAGGUACAACAGAGUAUCGUAGCAAGAAUAGCAAAAUGUUUUGUCUUUAAACGAGGAAACUCGGAGCAAGCAAUAGCGAGAUGAAAUUAAAGGAUAAUACAAGAAAGAAAUGCAAAAGAUUCCCGUCAAUUUAAAUAGCGGUAUUCGUUUUGUUUGUUUGAUCGUGAUACAAGCGUUUGAGUGUUUUAUUGUAGUCUCGAAUAAAAGCGUAGCCUCGAAAUGAGGGAAACGUUUCAAUUGACGUCGACAUGGAAUGCUCGACGUUGAUACCUGCCGCACAAUUUUCCCUCGUGUCUUUUCAUGCUCAAUCGUGGUAAAGAAGUCUAGCAGAGAAUCGGGUAAUCUUCAAGUACGAAGAAUACAUAUAUGUGAAUGUGAUAAAACAUUUUAUUAUUAUUUUCUCCGAACGAUGCGAACAGAUUGGCCCGGGUGUUUCGUCGAAUCAAAAAUUAUCGUUAAAUCGAUACGUGUGUUGUAGCGAAGUAUGGUUCGUUUAACGAGUUACAAGUAAAACUGUAUGGAAUAAAGAAGAAUAGCGGCGUAUCGAUUCCAUUGUAAUGGUAAUGAUCGUAUGAAUACUUUAUUCACUGAUCCUGCGCUAUUUUCUCUUCAAUACACGCCGGUUAAAAUACACUAUCGUCUGUGAUAUCGAUGGAAGGUUUCUUUACUCUGCUGUGCACGUAGAGACUUGUUCGUAGAAAUGUUAUUUAAUUAACGAAAUAAUAGCCACAGAGGCAACACGAUUAAAAAUAGCGUCCUCUUCGUCUGAAAAUCUCGUCGAUUUAAAAAUUCACCGUCUUCGAAAUCUUCCAUUUAGUGAAACUUAAAACAGCUUUCACGGAAGGAUCAAUGAAAUGUUCAUAGUUCUCAGCCAGGAAAAAAGUAACAGUAUGAAACAGAGAUGCAAAAAGUCAUUCCUAUUUUACUUUCAUUUGUACUAACUUUUAUUUGACAAAUAAAAAGUAUCCAUUACAAAUAAUUGUAAACUGUAUAUCUUAUAUAAUACACACAUCGUGAUACGGGCGAAUCUUUCUCACUUUUUUAUAUUUUCAUCUUAAUUGUGUACACGCAUCACUCUCUCUCUCUCUCUCUGUCUCAACUUUGUUCAAGCCUUCAAUGAUCACAAUUACAAACUUUCUUCCAUCGUGUCUUCCCUCGGCAUUCGCACACACAGGCACGCACGCUAAAACACACCGAUUUCUCUCCCUCUCAUGCAUUUCGUGUGUGUAUAUGUAUUUUUAUGUAUGUCUCUCUGUUUUGUUGCCUGUUUCUCGUGUAAUCCUUAUUACGUAAGUGGGUCUCGGGGCAAUGAAAAAAUAUCCUGCUUCCCUUCCAAAACUGCCGUCGACUCGCUCGUCGAAGUUCGAAACAUGUUAACGAUAAGAAUGGAAACUGCCACGUCAUGUGGCAGAAACUCCGAAUGUUUCAAAGCAAAAUGCACGAAAUGCUUCCUUGAGAUUCCACGAAAACCGCAAUUCAACCCUUAAAGCGGUAAAUAUCGAUAGCUUGGCGAUACGAGAGAAAAAUGUAUUGAAUAUAAAUCGGAAUCAACGGCAACAAAUUCGCUGUUGGCAAACGGAAGAGAAGCCUGUAACUAGAACAUUUCUCAUUUUCCCCGACAACCAUGAAAAAGACGGUACAAUCGUGAGUCGAACGAAAAUGCACGCGCUUCUCUGUUCGAGAUCACGCGGACGUAAGAGGGUUUCUUUCUUAUUUUCUUUUUGAUCUUUCGAAUAAACACGACGUUAUGGGAGUGAACCGUCAGAAAGGGGGUGUGGGGGUAUCGGUAUUUCUUCUUAGUCGUAAGAGAAAAGGGCGGCUCCGUGGCGACCGGGGUCGGUCGUUUGAUCGAGAUGCGUUAAAAAAAAUGCCCUUCGUAGCGUCAUCGGAACCCUUUCUCGGGGUCGUGAUUCCGUUUUCUUUCUUCUAUUUCACUUUCGUCACGUGGCUAAGUAUACUAUCAGGGAAUGAAGGAGAGAGAGGGUAAAGGUGCUGAGAGUGUCUCUUUGAGGAAGGGAAAGAGGACGAGUUAGUUCCAACUUGAGGGCGGCUUUUCGACUUCCUGUUCUUCUCUCUUUUUUUUUUUCUAUCACUUCCUUUUCAUUUGCAAUAAAUCUGUCUUUAAAAUUCGCAUGCUUGUUCAAGUUGCAACCCCUAAAAGAGAACAUCCGUGUGUCCGGUCGCUGAUACAACGUAUAAAAGUCUCAGAGGAAACAAGAUGAAAUCGUAGGGUUCGACGAAGUGUAAAAAGGGUUGACAUUGGAGUUCGUGGUAAUUUACAAGGAAAUUUCGUUACUUUGUUUUCUGCAAGACUGUGCAUCGGACGCGCUAUACGGAGAGAUCAUCAUGGUGUUCCCUUUUGGAAGUACGAACCUGACAUUCGAUGUCUAUCAAACCUUUUCAUUUAAACAUUGGAUCCACAUACACGUAAUAAAACUUCUUCCUCGCUCCGUUUGCUCUUCGUCUUUUCACCGACGAUCGUAAGAUACAAAGCGAUCUUAUACGUCGCUAAGAGUGACGUAUAUGUGAUAUAAUAUACAUAUUAUAAUGUAUUCGUCAUUCUUAUAGUUUAACGUUCUCCAAGUUGCCUCUUGUUUCCGUUUAAACGCGUUAUCUAUUACUUUCUAAGACGCAGCAUCGUCGGACUUCGUUGCAAGUUUUCUUUUGAUUCAACAUCUCGUAUUAUAUAGCGAUAUUUCCCAAUGGAGUUGCAUCUCUAAUAGUUUAGCUUAUCACUCUCUAUUAUUAGAAUUCUUACACGCUUAACAGUUAUACCGCAGGGAAAAGAUCACGAACAUUCGUUACGCGCUCGAUCUGUGAAAUUGAUGCAAAAUUACUCUGCUUAAUCUUACGAUUUUACGAUCUUACGAUAGUUAAUAAUAAUUAAGUAUAAUCGUAAUGCAGCAGUAGACAGAUGGCCGUGUGACGAUUGAGGAAAGGGACAUGUUAUCGUUAACGACUUCUUUUCUCUUAUUUUUAAUUUCUCUUUUUUUCUUUUUAUGAUGUAUUUAUAUACAAAAAGUAUCCGCGUAUUAUCGACUUCGGUUCUCUCACCGUUGUCCUUUUUCUUUUUUUCCAUUUAAUUCGCUCGGCAACCUCUCCCUUCCUUCGAUCUUACCGAUACAUUUU
Bombus huntii is the source of this 7355-nucleotide messenger RNA. It is a transcript of the gene 5-HT2A, whose product is annotated as 5-hydroxytryptamine receptor 2B. The record is from RefSeq and is a predicted model, not a curated record. Gene Ontology annotation, cellular component: membrane; dendrite. Gene Ontology annotation, biological process: G protein-coupled receptor signaling pathway, coupled to cyclic nucleotide second messenger; chemical synaptic transmission; serotonin receptor signaling pathway. The coding region runs from base 2061 to 4010 and encodes 649 amino acids. Gene Ontology annotation, molecular function: G protein-coupled serotonin receptor activity; serotonin binding; neurotransmitter receptor activity. Lineage: Eukaryota; Metazoa; Arthropoda; Insecta; Hymenoptera; Apidae. The transcript is spliced from 8 exons.